This is a messenger RNA of Juglans microcarpa x Juglans regia, 881 nucleotides long. RefSeq names its product molybdopterin synthase sulfur carrier subunit. Gene Ontology annotation, biological process: Mo-molybdopterin cofactor biosynthetic process. The coding region runs from base 409 to 726 and encodes 105 amino acids. The record is from RefSeq and is a predicted model, not a curated record. Gene Ontology annotation, cellular component: cytosol. Lineage: Eukaryota; Viridiplantae; Streptophyta; Magnoliopsida; Fagales; Juglandaceae. The transcript has 3 exons.
UUGAAAGUUGAAACUUCAUUUGAGUAUUCUUUGGCUUCUCCGCUCUUAUGUAAAUUCUAUUAUGCCCAAAAUCUAUUGUUUAUUUGCUGUAAGUGAAUUAAUCUUGCCGUCCUGUUUUGGGACAUAAGUUGUGUUGGGAGCUUCUUUGAGGUGGGGUUAGAUGUUCCUUGGGUUAGGAUUAGCUUCCAUUUAUUAAAAAAAAAAAAAAAGAAAUUCCUAAAAAAAUUAGGAUGAGCUUCCAAUAAUUUUGAAAUUGUUCCUCAUAAGUUGUGAUUCUUGGAUUUGGUGAUAUGGGCACCCAAGUUUGAGCUUGUCCAGAUCUAGGCUCUCGGUUCUUCUGGUUUCAGAGUUACUGUCGUGGGGAAACAUUUCUAAUCUCCAAUAAGCCAUUAGUUCGUGUUUGCUGUAAUGGAUACAGUGAAAGGAAAGAUCAACACUCAAACCGGGGACCCUACAGACAAGGGAAACAAAGCUUCAUCUGUCAAGACGAAGAUUCUGUUCUUUGCAAGAGCUCGAGAUCUUACUGGCUUGACAGAGAUGCCAUUGGAAGUGUCGUCAGGAAGUUCUGUCCAGGAUUGUUUGAACGAUCUCGUUGCCAGGUUUCCAAGCUUGGAAGAGAUCCGUGGCUGUAUGGUUCUUGCACUAAACGAAGAAUACACCACCGAGUCGGCAAUACUCAAAGACAGAGAUGAGUUGGCAAUUAUACCUCCCAUUAGUGGUGGUUAGUUUUUUGUAUUUAUUUUUUCUCCUCAUGUAACGUUCACUGCAAAAUGUGUCCAUUCAAUAUUUCAUUCGAAAUAAACCUCGGAUUUCAUGAAAACGAUGCCACUUUAAGUUUGUUUACUAUUGUUUUGGAAUGCAAACCAUUGUUUUUUCUUUUA